AUGGUCAUAGAUAUUGAUGCUUUGUCUGAUUUGACGAUCGUCGACACGGGGCCACACCACAUCAGCCUGGCCUGGACUGGACCUGCUAACGUCAACAGGGUAGCACGGUACCGACUCCGCUACAAUCAGGCUGGGUCUUCGUACCAGGACUGGUCAACCCCGCCUGCACCGGGAGACACCACGGCCACCGUAUCCGGACUGUGGGCAGAUACAGAGUACAACUUCACCCUGACUGCGUUUGGAGAGAACGACGAGCAAAUAGGAGAGAUCAGUGGAACAGGGACAACAGCUCCUGUUAUCGUGAACGUGGGGUGCCAUCAGGACCACAUGACCGUAACCUUUCCUAGAGAAACACUAACAGGUGUAGAUGUGGACAACAUGCACCUGUUGGACGACAGCUGCCGUGCGACAGUUACCAACGAGUCGGUUACUUUCACGACCGGUCUGCAAGACUGCGGGACGAUAGAAGAUUCGUCAGAAGCCGGCAUACUCACCUUCAGCAAUGCGGCAAUCGGUGCUCCGGUAAUGGGUGCUAAUGGCGCCGUAAGGGGAACGCCCUUCACCGAGACGUUUCAGUGUGAGUUCACCAGUCAGUUCGUCGUCUCACAGGGAGAGGAAAUCCUCUACAACAUUCCCUCUCCUCGCGUGCAAGUCGUGGACGGGAACAACCGGUUCACCUUCGGGAUGGACACCUUUACGUCACCAGAUUUUACGGAGACCUACAAACCAGACGACUACCCUUUGAAGGUAUCCUCGUCUGACAACUUUAACUUCGGAUUGAGCGUAGACUCACCUCUGGACAACCUGGAGCUGUUCGCACUCGACUGCCUCGCCACACCGAGUACCGACCCUGACGACACCCCAAGCGUCAGCAUCAUUGAAGACGGGUGCGACGUCGACCCAACGCUUGAGCUAGACACUGUACAGUCUAACGACAUGGCUUUGUACUACAGCAUUCAAUCGUUCACCUUCCCCAACAUUCAACCACCCAACCUGGUGUACAUCCACUGCACCAUGGUAGUCUGCUUCAAGGACGAUCCGAACUCGCGCUGCAGUGAGGGGUGUUCCGCUAGUCGGCGCAGGCGUGCUGUGUCUGACAUGGCCGAGUCCCGAGUGCGACGUGCCAGCGACAGGGACCAUUCAGCCCAGGUCACGCAGGGACCAUUCGAAGUUGAGGGGGGACAAAAACAAGCCUCCACCACCCCCACUGUCGGCAUCGCUGUUGGGACUGUUGCAGGGAUUGCGGGCGUCCUCCUCCUGCUGGUCGUUGCUGUCUUUGUGGUGAGGAAGAGACGUGGUCGUGGCAUCAAUAAAAACGCCGAGGAUCGCGUUGGUCUUGACAACUAUUCCUUCGAGAUCUGGGGAAAGGGCAAGACCGGCCCCUAG
Messenger RNA from Branchiostoma belcheri (Belcher's lancelet), 1386 nucleotides. RefSeq names its product ZP domain-containing protein-like. Lineage: Eukaryota; Metazoa; Chordata; Leptocardii; Amphioxiformes; Branchiostomatidae. The record is from RefSeq and is a predicted model, not a curated record. Gene Ontology annotation, molecular function: protein binding. The coding region runs from base 1 to 1386 and encodes 461 amino acids. The transcript has 10 exons.